CCGCGCGCGACGCGCACAGGAACCCAGCGCAAGAGCAGAACCCUGAAUACAGCGGCGCUGCUGACCAGGAAGGAAAUUCCAGGUGGGAAUUCCAGCCUAGGAGAGGAAAUUGACAGUUGGUGGGGGAGAUGGGCAAUUGUUGCAGAAAUCUGGGAGGAUUGCAUUGGAGAAAUCAUAGCAUUUACCCCAUUCCUUCUUUUAAAUGCAUAGGAAGCACGCUUGGGACUGCCAACUUUACUCUCUUGCAGGGCUCCUGUGCCUUUCCUACGAGAGUGGGGAGCCAUUAGUGUUCUCACUUCGUCUCUCCACUGUCCAUUCAGCACGGAUUAAGCCUGCGGCCAAAUGGAUGCCUUGUCUGUGGAUUUGAGGCAGUGUGGCGUACUGGGUAGAGUGGGAGGGACCAGGGUUUACCAGCCAAGCAAAGCAGGGUGCAAAGCGGGAUUGGCGAGGGGUGUGGCUUGCAGAAGGUCCCGCAGGGCCAGGCAGAGAAGUCUGGAGGGCCGCACAGCCCAGAGGCCCCCUACUCUUGCUCCCGAGUGCUGACACAUAUCCUCUUCUCUAGGCUCGCUCAGCUGCGCCGCCAUGACGAAACUCCUGCAGUGGCUCUGGACUCUGUCUAUCCUGGGCGCCGUCUGGGCGGCUCUCACUCUCAACCUUUUGGGGCUCGACCCGCUGCCCCCAGCCUGGCACCAAGUGCUGUGGCCCCUGCCCACCUACCUGCUGGUGGCCUUUGGCUGCUACUCGCUGGGCGUCGUCGGGUACCGCUUGGCCACCUUCAACGACUGCGAGGAGGCGGCGAGAGAGUUGCAGGAGCAGAUCCGAGAGGCCCGGGAAGACCUCUCCCGCCGCGGACUGCGGUUCUGACCCUCCCUGCCGCAAGGACUUGAGCACAGCACCCCGGUGCAAAGAAACACCCCAUCUGGAGCAAUAAAUAAAAUUUCAGAGAACAUGACUGAGC
This is a messenger RNA of Podarcis lilfordi (Lilford's wall lizard), 958 nucleotides long. The record is from the annotation of a GenBank genome assembly. Lineage: Eukaryota; Metazoa; Chordata; Lepidosauria; Squamata; Lacertidae.